AGAAACGCGUUUCAUAUGACUGGGUUCAAACAUAAAAUAAAACGUAGCAACAGCAGUUACAAAGCAACCAAGCAGUUCAGACUUCAGAAGAGGAGACGAUGGAAGAGCCCGUGAAGGAACAGGCCCUCUCUUCUGGUAACUCUGCCAGACCCAAUCUUCAGAGGUACGCGCUUCGUUCCUCCUCUAAAGUUAAGGACAACAAGCCAGACGCACCCCUCUCCUCUGACUCCAAAAGAGGGUUGAAUACUCCACGUGUGAGCAAAAGUGUAGUUGGUCUUGAUUUCUCUGGCAAGGACAAGUCUACUAGUGCUAAGCCACCAAGAAGGCUUUCCAUUCCUGUCAAAAAAGCAUCUGCAACUCCUAAUUCAAAGUCUGUUUGCAACAUUACCCCAAUCUCAGAGGCUAGAGCAAUGAGGUCUGGUAAUCAAAGUAGAAGCCAAACACCUGCUUCUGAGAUUUCUAGAACAUCGGGAAGAAAGAAGUUCAAUCUCAUAUCUUCUUCUUCAUAUUGGCUAAAGCAGAUUAUGCUCUCUGAGUCUGCUUCCAUGCACACAAUUUCACUUGGAUUAUUCAAACUUGCUUUGGAGGCAAGAUGUGAGCCGUUCCAGAAGAUGGAAGAUGAGCUAAAAUCAUAUGUUAAGCGACAUGAGCUCGCUGAGCUUGGAGAACCAGUGAAAGAACUGUUUCAAAGCUAUGGUAUUGCAGAAUAUAUAGAGCAGGCCCAAAUGUCUGAAAGCAUUUCACUGCCACAAGUGUCUGAGAGCAUUUCACAGAUGCCAGAGGAGGGAGCUCGAUCCUCUGAUGAUGAAGUACACUGCUGUUCUUCAUCCGUUAUGGACACUGCAAAACCGAAACCCGAAAUCAUGGACACUGAAUCCACUCAACUUACUCCUGUUACAACAGAGUCAACCAAGAAGGAAACUAGCCAAAAGAAUAACCCCGGAUCCAGGUUGAGAGAAAAUCUCAAAAAGAACUCUGCAAGUUCAAAAUCUGCUUCUGAAAGUGGGAGUUGUAGGUUGGUUAAAAAGCCACAGAAGCCAACUAAGCAGCAAAGCAAUAAGGAAAAGAGUGAGGUCAAGAAACAAGGAAAGAAGUCCGAUGUUAUAAAAGUUCCAACCAGCCCUUCACUUGCUGAAGACAAUGCACAGGGAAACAAAGAAAAUAUGGACGUUCAGACCACCGAUGAGAUCAGUUUGACAGAAGUCGCGUAAACUGAUCAGCUUGCAGAUGUGAAAUUUUUUUUUAUUCUCAAACUUUGUCUACAGUGUUUUAUGUGUGUGCAGUUUGCCUCUCUACAGGAAGACAGAUGAAAAUUGUUUGAUCGGCUGGCAAUAGGCAUAUUUUGUGCUUGUGUUCUUAUGUGUAAUUGUGAAUCAAACCAAACUGUAUUGAAUAUUCCGGUUUGUCUAGUCUAUAUAGGUGCUUUUAGAAUAUAUUAUAUGCUAUAAGACGAAUAGAUUUCUGACAUAAUAUGCAUCCAUGUUCAUAAGUUUGUUAUUU
This is a messenger RNA of Cajanus cajan (pigeon pea), 1500 nucleotides long. RefSeq lists its product as uncharacterized. NCBI's taxonomy places the organism in Eukaryota, Viridiplantae, Streptophyta, Magnoliopsida, Fabales, Fabaceae. The record is from RefSeq and is a predicted model, not a curated record.